Messenger RNA from Penicillium alfredii, 2766 nucleotides. RefSeq names its product ATP-dependent RNA helicase DBP10. The coding region runs from base 1 to 2766 and encodes 921 amino acids. The transcript has a single exon. Lineage: Eukaryota; Fungi; Ascomycota; Eurotiomycetes; Eurotiales; Aspergillaceae. The record is from RefSeq and is a predicted model, not a curated record. Gene Ontology annotation, cellular component: nucleus. Gene Ontology annotation, molecular function: RNA helicase activity; ATP binding; RNA binding.
AUGCCUCGCCGUGCAGCAUCUCCAGCUGCGUCGGAGAAUGAAUUCGACAUUACAAAUGCUUUGUUCCAACAUGACAGUGAUUCCGACGAUGCUACCACUUCUCAACCUCGGCAACAAAAGCCGGCACCUGCAAAAGAUCUCGAUUUCCUAGGAGCAGACGAUGAUGACGAUGAGGCUUUCAUUGCGAACCAGCAGGCAUCUGCCAACCGGAAGGGCUCAAAUCUCAAAGGUCGUACAGUCAAGAAGGGUGGUGGAUUUCAGGCCAUGGGAUUAAAUGCGGGUCUACUAAAGGCCAUCACUCGCAAAGGAUUUUCCGUCCCGACUCCAAUCCAGCGCAAGACUAUCCCCGUGAUCAUGGAUGACCAAGAUGUCGUGGGUAUGGCGCGAACCGGUUCCGGAAAGACAGCGGCGUUCGUCAUCCCCAUGAUCGAGAAGUUGAAGAGUCACAGCAGCACGGUGGGCGCGCGGGGAUUGAUCAUGUCUCCAUCGCGUGAACUGGCUUUGCAAACCCUCAAGGUGGUCAAGGAGAUGGGCCGAGGAACUGAUUUGAGAGCAGUUCUCUUGGUCGGUGGAGACAGUCUAGAGGACCAGUUUGGGAUGAUGGCGGGCAAUCCCGACAUCGUGAUUGCGACCCCGGGUCGGUUCCUGCACCUGAAGGUGGAGAUGGGGCUGGAUCUGUCCAGUAUUCGAUACGUUGUCUUUGACGAGGCGGAUCGAUUGUUCGAAAUGGGUUUCGCCGCACAAUUGACCGAGAUUCUGCAUGGAUUGCCUGCAACCCGGCAAACGCUCCUCUUCUCCGCGACACUGCCCAAGUCACUCGUUGAGUUUGCUCGGGCAGGUCUCCAGGAACCAAGUCUUGUGCGUCUGGAUACCGAGAGCAAAAUCUCGCCUGAUCUCCAAAACGCCUUCUUUGCGGUCAAGUCUUCCGAUAAGGAGGGUGCUCUCCUCCACAUCCUCCACGAGGUCAUCAAAAUGCCCACCGGCCCCACCGAAGUCUCGCAAAAACGCAAGGAAGAGGGACCAAAGGGCCCCAAGAAGCGCAAGAGAUCGGAAGGAGAUAAGCCUGGCAACUUCAAGGAGUCUCCUACGAAGCAUUCGACUAUUGUGUUCGCCGCGACGAAGCACCACGUCGACUAUCUCUAUGCUCUACUAUUAGAGGCGGGAUUUGCUACGUCUUACGCCUACGGUUCCCUGGAUCAAACCGCCCGUAAAAUUCAAGUUCAAAACUUUCGCAACGGCAUCUCCAACAUUUUGGUGGUGACGGAUGUUGCUGCUCGAGGUAUCGAUAUCCCAGUCCUUGCCAACGUCAUCAACUACGACUUCCCAUCACAGCCCAAGAUCUUCAUCCAUCGUGUCGGUCGUACCGCACGUGCCGGCCAAAAGGGAUGGAGUUAUAGUCUUGUCCGCGACUCAGAUGCGCCAUAUCUGCUUGACCUCCAGCUUUUUUUGGGACGGAAGCUGGUGCUGGGUCGUCAGGCAGGUAACAACGUCAAUUUCGCCGAAGACAUCGCCGUGGGGACGAUUCCUCGCGACGGCUUGUCCCACAGCUGCGAGUGGGUUAAUCGGACGCUGGAAGAAAACACCGAUAUCAUUUCACAGCGACAGGUAGCGCAAAAGGGAGAAAAACUCUACAUGCGCACACGGAACGCGGCAUCAUUGGAAAGUGCCAAGCGUGCGAAGCAGGUCGUGAGCUCGGAAGAGUGGUCCACCAUCCACGCCUUGUUCAACGACGAAAGUAGCCAGAUGGAGGCGGAGCGCGAUAAGAUGCUGACCCGGAUUGGAGGGUACCGGCCACAGGAGACAAUUUUUGAGACGAACAACCGACGUGGUGGCAAGCCAGAUGGAGACGAGGCCACGGACACGAUUAAGCGCAUGCGCACAUCAAUUGAUACCAAAAAGAAGCGCGCACAAGCCCAAGAGCAGUCUGACUUUGCCGAGUCGGGCGGUAGCAAUGCAAACCAAGAGGGCGUGGAAGAUGAUGACGUGCCGUCAGAGGCUGGCGACAACAUGUCCAUCGCAUCCGACUCCGAUCUCGAGGUCACAUUCUCCGCCUAUUCUCAGAACAACAACAACAACAAUCAAACUGGCCAAAAGAGCGAGGUCUCUGCGACAUCCUUCCAGAAUCCCGACUACUUCAUGGGCUACAAACCGACCGACACCUCCCUGACGGAGGACCGGGCGUACGGAGUGCACUCGGGAACAAACUCGAAUUUUACCCAAGCGUCACGCAGCGCGACAAUGGAUCUGACCGGUGACGAAGGCGCACGCGGAUUUGCCGAGCCGCGGUCCAUCAUGCGCUGGGACAAACGACACAAGAAGUACGUGGCGCGCCAGAACGACGAAGACGGAUCCAAGGGCGACCGACUAGUCCGCGGCGAGAGCGGAGCCAAGAUCGCAGCCAGUUUCCGCAGCGGCCGGUUCCAGGCCUGGAAGAAGGGCAAGCGACUCGAGGCCAUGCCGCGCGUUGGCGAGGCCGAGACGCCCGGGCUGGCUGGGGGACUGAACUCAGGCCGGGGUGGCGGCCGGUUUGGCGGCCGGUUCCGGCAUCACAAGGAGCAGGCACCCAAGCGGGCGGACCCCCUGCGGGGCGACUACGACAAGAUGAAGAAGAAGAACGCGGCGGCGCGGGACCGGCAGCAGAGCAAGAUGGGUGGAGCAGCGGCUGGAGGGAAGAGCGAGAUCCGGUCGACGGACGAUAUCCGCAAAGCGCGCAAGCAGAAGCAGCAGCGGCGCGAGAAAAAUGCCCGGCCGUCCAAGAAACGGUAA